UCACAGUAUUCUUCACUCAACACAACAGUGUCCAUAAAUUUCUCACAUCCUUCUCUCGUGUGCAUUUUCUCUCCCGGAAUGCGCGGGGAUUCAGUUACAGCGAUGCGGUUCCGUCGCUGAUUUCGCGCGUUCGCCACAUUGAACCGCGAAAAGCGAGGUGGUUGCAACUCGAAACUCGAAACUUCAAAGCGUGAGUGAAUCGCAGCACUGUGUCAGUUCAUUCGUUCAUUCGCGUCGAGAUGGUGGUGGCGGAGAAGGUCAAGAUUGGCGUCUGUGUAAUGGAAAAGAAGGUGAAAUGUGGCCCCGAGGUUUUUUCGGCGCCUAUGGGGCAGAUUUUUGACAGAUUACAAGCGUUUGGUGAAUUCGAGGUCAUACAUUUUGGUGACAAGGUGAUCCUUGAAGAUCCAAUAGAGAGCUGGCCAGUUUGUGAUUGUUUGAUUGCUUUCUAUUCGUCUGGAUAUCCCCUUGCAAAGGCUGAGGCAUAUGCUGCUUUAAGGAAGCCUUUUCUUGUAAAUGAGCUGGAGCCCCAAUACCUUCUUCAUGACCGAAGGAAAGUAUAUGAGCGUCUUGAAAUGUUUGGAAUUCCUGUUCCAAGAUAUGCCCUUGUAAUUAGGGAAUCCCCUUACCAACAACUGGAUUACUUUAUUGAGGAAGAAGAUUUUGUUGAGGUUCAUGGUAUGCGAUUUUGGAAGCCAUUUGUGGAGAAGCCUGUUGAUGCUGAUAAUCACAGUAUAAUGAUAUAUUAUCCCAGUUCGGCCGGUGGAGGUAUGAAGGAAUUAUUCAGGAAGGUUGGCAAUAGGUCCAGUGAGUUUCAUCCGGAUGUGAGAAGAGUGAGGCUUGAAGGCUCCUAUAUUUAUGAGGAAUUUAUGCCAACUGGAGGGACAGAUGUUAAGGUGUAUACGGUAGGUCCUGAAUAUGCCCAUGCUGAGGCAAGGAAGUCUCCUGUUGUUGAUGGUGUUGUUAUGAGAAAUCCUGAUGGGAAGGAAGUUAGGUAUCCAGUGUUACUGACUCCCGCUGAGAAGGAAAUGGCAAGAAAGGUCUGCAUUGCAUUCAAGCAAGCGGUUUGUGGAUUUGAUCUCUUGAGAAGUGAGGGACGCUCAUAUGUUUGUGAUGUGAAUGGAUGGAGCUUUGUUAAAAACUCACACAAGUAUUAUGAUGAUUCUGCCUGUGUGCUGCGGAAGAUGUUUUUAGAUGCAAAAGCACCUCAUCUUUCUUCGGUGAUUCCACCAACUUUGCCGUGGAAAGAAAAUGAGCUAGUUCAACUUUCUGAGCCACUAACUCGUCAGGGUAGUGGUAUUAAUGGCUCUUUUGGAGAAUCUGAGGAGCUACGUUGCGUAAUAGCUGUAAUUCGUCAUGGUGAUAGAACCCCUAAACAGAAGGUGAAGUUAAAAGUUACUGAGGAAAAGCUGCUUGAUUUAUUGUUAAAAUAUAAUGGUGGCCGACCUAGAUCAGAGACAAAACUUAAAAGUGCUGUUCAGCUGCAAGAUCUGUUAGAUGCCACACGAAUGCUGGUUCCUCGCACCGGACCAGAUCAUGAAAGUGAUAGUGAAGCUGAAGAUAUUGAGCAUGCUGAAAAGCUCCGUCAAGUUAAAGCAGUUCUUGAGGAGGGAGGACAUUUCUCUGGCAUAUAUAGGAAGGUUCAAUUAAAGCCACUAAAGUGGGCCAAAGUGACAAAAAGCAAUGGUGAAGUUGAAGAACGACCCGUUGAAGCUCUUAUGGUUCUUAAAUACGGUGGUGUUCUUACGCAUGCUGGCAGAAAGCAGGCUGAAGAACUGGGAAGAUAUUUCAGGAAUAAAAUGUAUCCAGGGGAAGGUACUGGGCUGCUUCGUCUCCAUAGUACAUACCGUCAUGAUCUCAAGAUUUACAGCUCUGAUGAGGGUCGUGUGCAGAUGUCUGCAGCUGGUUUUGCCAAAGGUCUCCUUGACCUAGAAGGGCAGCUAACACCAAUUCUGGUUUCCCUUGUUAGCAAGGACUCCUCAAUGUUGGAUGGGCUUGAGAAUGCGAGUGUUGAAAUGGAAGAAGCCAAGGCUCGAUUGAAUGAGAUUAUUACCUCCAGUACAAAGACAGAUGAUGUCAAUGAAUCACCUGAAUUUCCUUGGAUGGUUGAUGGAGCCGGAUUGCCUCCCAAUGCAUCGGAAUUACUUCCCGAGUUGGUAAGGUUGACAAAGAAGGUUACUGAACAAGUACGAGUACUUGCAAAAGAUGAAAAUGAGCAACUUACAGAAAGAAGUUUAUAUGAUGUAAUUCCUCCAUAUGACCAAGCAAAAGCUCUUGGCAAAACAAAUAUAGAUGUUGACCGGAUAGCUGCUGGAUUACCUUGCGGCAGUGAGGGAUUUCUAUUGAUGUAUGCUCGUUGGAAAAAGCUUGAAAGGGAAUUGUAUAAUGAACGCAAGGAGCGCUUUGAUAUCACCCAAAUUCCUGAUGUUUAUGAUUCAUGCAAGUAUGAUCUCUUGCACAAUGCACAUCUUAACCUAGAAGGACUUGAUGAGCUUUUCAAAGUUGCUCAGAUGCUUGCUGAUGGUGUAAUUCCAAAUGAAUAUGGAAUUAAUCCAAAGCAGAAACUGAAGAUUGGCUCAAAGAUAGCUCGUCGGUUACUGGGAAAACUUUUAAUUGAUCUGAGGAACACUCGUGAAGAAGCUAUUACUGUUGCUGAGCUAAAGAAUAACCAAGACAAUAAUUCAUUAUCUGUAAAAAUUGAAAAGGAAGAUGCAGAGGCCAAGUCAAAAAUGUUCUAUAAGAAUGAUGAAACACGAAAAUCCAGCAUGAGCGAUAAAUCAAUGGACCAGGAUGAUGAUGACGAUAAAGAGACCAAAUACCGUUUAGAUCCCAAGUAUGCAAAUGUGAAGACACCUAAUCGUCAUGUGCGAACACGCCUAUACUUCACAUCAGAAUCCCAUAUCCAUUCUCUCGUAAAUGUUCUUCGAUAUUGUAAUUUGGAUGAAUCUCUUCAAGGAGAAGAGAGUCUUGUUUGUCAUAAUGCUCUAGAGCGACUGUGUAAAACUAAAGAGCUUGACUAUAUGAGUCACAUUGUGCUGAGGAUGUUCGAAAAUACUGAGGUGGCUUUAGAAGAUCCUAAAAGGUACCGCAUAGAGCUGACCUUCAGCCGUGGUGCCGAUUUAUCCCCCUUGGAGAAGAAUAAUAGAGAGGGGGCUACAUCAUUGCAUCAGGAGCACACAUUGCCUAUUAUGGGUCCAGAGAGACUGCAAGAAAUAGGAUCAUAUCUAACACUAGAAACUAUGGAGAAAAUGAUUCGCUCAUUUGCCAUGCCUGCAGAAGACUUUCCACCAGCAACACCUGCAGGAUUUUCUGGCUAUUUCUCAAAAGGCGUUCUUGAGCGUCUGGUCAACCUUUGGCCUUUCCAUAAGAAUGCCUAAUGGAAUAUAGUAAGCUUGAAAAUAUUCUUUCUCCCUCUCCUUUAAUCUGUCCUUUCUCAUUUUAUUCAAGGUAAUUAGGGGAAAUCUUGAUCAUCCAAAGUGAGCCUUGAGCUCCUGCGGAAAUUUUUUUGGACCUAACAUUUCUCAACAGCCAACCUAUAAGGUCGAUCAUAGAAAGUAUGAGUAGUUCUAUUCUUUAUUCUUGAUUCAAAUGAAUAAGUACUAAUAAAUUGCUACCACCACAAUAAUUUGUAACAUGUGUUAUAUAUGGUGCAUUUUUGGGAAAUAGAAUCGAUUUUUUUCAAUAACAAGAUGGGCAGCUGAUCUCUAUGAUUUCUUAGAAUCAAUUUUGGUUUAAAGAAGCCACUCUGUAGCUUUUAGAAAAUAGAAUUGAUUCUUAAGGGGUGAUCUCUAUGUAAAUAGCCUGUUUGGAUGCGUACCAGAGAUCACUUAUUAUUUAGUGCUCUUUUUAGUAGAUAAGUUCUGAUAAGUGCCCUCCUAGAUUUGUAAUAUAUAAAUUAUGGAAUGCUGCCUCUUAGGCAGUUACGCCGCCAUUUCAUCAAUAGUAUAUUGUUCUUUUUUGUCU
Messenger RNA from Lotus japonicus, 3960 nucleotides. Its product is annotated as inositol hexakisphosphate and diphosphoinositol-pentakisphosphate kinase VIP2-like. The transcript has 30 exons. Gene Ontology annotation, biological process: inositol phosphate biosynthetic process; inositol metabolic process. Bases 240 to 3374 code for a protein of 1044 amino acids. The record is from RefSeq and is a predicted model, not a curated record. Gene Ontology annotation, molecular function: diphosphoinositol pentakisphosphate kinase activity; inositol hexakisphosphate kinase activity; 5-diphosphoinositol pentakisphosphate 1-kinase activity. NCBI's taxonomy places the organism in Eukaryota, Viridiplantae, Streptophyta, Magnoliopsida, Fabales, Fabaceae.